Molecule: messenger RNA, 1812 nt
Organism: Apus apus (common swift)
Lineage: Eukaryota; Metazoa; Chordata; Aves; Apodiformes; Apodidae
Gene: JAM2
Product: junctional adhesion molecule 2
Exons: 12
Coding region: 301-1140 (279 amino acids)
Biological process (GO): leukocyte tethering or rolling
Cellular component (GO): tight junction; protein complex involved in cell adhesion; cell surface
Source: RefSeq, a predicted model, not a curated record
AACAAACCCAAACUUUUGAAGAGGUCAGUUAAGGACUUCAGCCAACAGAGGAGACUCCUGCAGAGGCUUUGAAUACUCCCCAUCUCUUGCCAGCUUGUUUGCUGAAGGUUAGCAUUCACCAAGCAUUACUGAUGGAGGAUGAAGGCUGCUUGAACACUGAUGGCUAACAGCAGCAUGGCAGGAAAGAGUGGAUCUUCAUGUAUUCUGUAAAUCUCCUGAUGCAAGGGAAAACAUGGAGACUUUGUGCAAUUGCAAGCUUCCAAUACAAAGUAUGCAAAGUAAUUUCAUGAUAACUUCCAUAUGAGAAAUCAUAAAGUGUCUGGAAUUUCCAUUGAAACGGAUAACAAAAACGUAAAAGCAGAGGAGUUUAAGGAGGCUAUUCUUAGUUGCAAGCACAAAUUUUCAAAAGAGGCAAGCGUGAGAAUAGAAUGGAAGAAACUCCAGUCUCGAGGAGUCUCAUUUGUCUACUACAAUGGUGAAUUUACAGGUGAUCUUCGAGGCCGAGCAGAGAUGCUGAAUACAGGAAUCCAUAUUAGGAAUGUGACUAGAAAGGAUUCUGGGACCUACCGCUGUGAAAUCAGUGCAAGGAGUGAUGAGAGGCAACACGUGGGAGAGGCUAUUAUUACUCUCACAGUAUUGGUUGCUCCAACUACUCCAGUAUGUGAGAUACCCAGCUCCGCAAUGACGGGAACAGUCGUGGAACUGAGCUGUAAGGAGACUGAGGGGUCUCCUCCCUCAGAGUACCAGUGGUACAAGAAUGGUGUUGCGUUACGGGAGAAGACAGGAACAGGCAGUGCUAGAGCAGCAAACCUAACUUACACCAUGAAUAAAAAGUCUGGCACGCUGCUAUUUAAUACAGUUACAAAAAAUGACACUGGAGAGUAUUUCUGUGAAGCCUUCAAUGGGAUUGGAUUAUCUCAGAGAUGCUCAGCGAAGCGAAUGCAAGUUGAUGACCUUAAUAUAAGUGCUAUCAUCGCUGCAGUAGUAUGUGUGGCUCUGGUAAUGUCAUUGUGUGGCCUUGGAGUAUUUUAUGCCCAAAAAAAGGGCUACUUUACAAAGGAAAGCUCUUCCCAAAAGAAGACAAACUAUCAAUCUACAAGUGAAAAGGAUUUCAAGCAUACAAAAUCCUUUGUUAUUUAGAAGAUUUCAGCCUCUGUGAGGGACAUCAAGACUACAUGUUAGAUGAAAGUAUCAAAUGGAUCUUUCAACUUCUGUAAAUAUUAUUUCUGUGUACUACAGGAUGAAAAUAGGAACUGCCAGUGUUUAAAUCUUGUUAACCUGUGAUUGCUUUUUAAAAAAAACAAAACCCCAAAUAAACUUAACUUAAAGACAGAACUUAAUUGAAUAUAGAAGACAAUUUGUGUGAAGUUAUUUUGUUCAUGUAUAAAUGGAGCAAUACAGGAUUCACUCUUACAGCUCAGAACUGUCUAUUAAAGUAACAUGAAUAGAUGACCUUGCUAUCACUACUUCUACUUGUAUCUCCACCACCGUCAAGGGCUCAAACUCUCCUGCAAUUCCAACUUCUUAGAACCUUGACAUUGUAUUACUCUGUAAAAACCAUCUGUAAGUGCCUAAGUAGUCAUGCAGACUUCAGCUCACUAUCCUGACAGCAUAAAGCUUCCUGUAAUUGAGGUUAGUAUUUUAUUGUCUGAUAUAAAAUGGCUACAGCUUCUUUUCCACAAGGACAUGUAUCUCACUGUAGACUGUACAUGUAAUUUCCUUCUGAAGAAAAUCUUGCCAGUACAACUCAAGCUGUGGUAUCUGAACCCUGACCGUUGAAGCGUCACAAAUAAAUAGCUCCUUCAAAUCUCA